AUGUCUUCACAACAGGCUGGACUGAUAGGCAGCAAUCCAUCCAGCAGAGGUCAAUUUAUCAUGUCUAGUAUAGAUGCAAUAAACCGAUUGCUGAGCACUCUCCUGAUGACUCCAGUGUUUCACCAAAACAAGAAGAAUAAGCCAAGUCAACAGGAGAGCAUCAGCUGUCGACGUGCCCUGGUGAAAAUACUGUGGUGGAAACUGGAUAACAUUUUGGGAUAUGGGUGUGCAUGUAUGAGUGUGUGUGAAAAGUUGGUAGAGGACGACGAAGAAUGGUUCACAGAGAUUACUGAUUCCCCCUUCCUCCUUUUUUUGUAUGAGAAGAGGGAAAUCUAUGGGCACACGUCCCUGCAUAUUCAGAUCCGGGGUAGAGUGUGGGAGAUGAUCCAGGCCUAUUCAGGAUUUUACCUAAUAGGAUUUUCUCAUCCCCCUCCCCCGCUUCCCUUACCUGCAGAUUUUGAGAAGCGAGGGAAGAAGGAAUCGUGUCCAGUGCUGGAUCAGUUUCUUGGUCAUGUUGCCAAGACUGGGGAGACAAUGAUUCAGUGGUCUCAGUUUAAAGGCUAUUUUAUUUUCAAACUGGAGAAAGUGAUGGAUGACUUCAGAACCUCUGCACCUGAACCGAGAGGCCCCCCUAAUCCAAAUGUGGAAUAUAUUCCCUUUGAGGAGAUGAAGGAGCGAAUCCUGAAAAUUGUCACUGGAUUUAAUGGUAUCCCCUUUACUAUUCAGCGACUUUGUGAGUUGCUGACAGAUCCAAGGAGGAAUUACACAGGAACAGACAAGUUUCUUAGAGGAGUGGAAAAGAAUGUCAUGGUUGUGAGCUGUGUAUACCCGUCUUCAGAGAAAAAUAAUUCCAAUAGUUUAAACAGGAUGAAUGGUGUUAUGUUUCCAGGAAACUCACCAGGUUAUUCAGAGAGAUCUAAUAUAAAUGGUCCUGGAACUCCCAGACCAGUAAAUCGGCCAAAGGUUUCUUUGUCGACGCCUAUGACAACAAAUGGUUUGCCAGACAGCACAGACAACAAAGAAUCAAGCUUGCAACAAAAGGAAGAAAAAACCCACAGUGAAUCACCAGCAUCUGAAUCAGAAGGUACUCAAGGCAGCCCUAUAAAAAAUAAGCAUCCUGAAGAUGAUCCUGUGGAAGCAGAGGGACAUGAGGUAAAAAGACUUAAAUUUGACAAAGAAGGGGAAGCAAGAGAGACAUCUAACCAAACUGCCUCGAGUGAAGUCUCCUCAGUCAUGGCAGAAGAGACUGAAACAUCUACAUCUCAGGAUAAAGAAAAAGAUACUAGCUGUGCCAGACAGCACUGUACAGAGGAAGAGGAAGAAGAGUCCUUCAUGUCCUCAAGAGAUGUUGCUCCAGAAAGAAAAAAUCAAGAAAAAGACACUGAAUCCUUAAGUGUGAAUGAAGAGAUCUCAGAGGAAAAUAAUCAAAUGGAGGAAUCUGACCAGUCUCAAGUAGAGAAGGUUUUACGUUCUGAAGACAGUGAAAGUAGUGGAUCUGUCAUUAGGGGAGCUGACUGCAAUGAAACUGAAGAAUUAGAAUCAUAUGCCAGUGAAACUCCUGAAACUUCAUCAGAGACCCCUAUGGAAAACAGUGAUGAAGCCACAGAAGCUGCAGAAGAACCAAUGGAGCAAGACUAAUAAUUUAAAUACACUUAGAUGCAGUAUUUUCCAUAAGGCUCUGAUUUUACACUGUAUAAAUAAUUUUAUGUAAUAAAGUGGACCUUUAGUUUUACAAGAGAAGCAGGCUGUAAAAUAAACUUCUCCAUGGAUUGAACCCUGAAGGAGUCAUACAUGUUAAGAACUGUGAAUACCAGCUCCUUCAGGUCCUGCUUACCGCUGACUUUUCGGUUUGGUCAAAUCAGUGGUUUGUGUAUAGUUUUUUUUAUUUAGAAUAAAAGUUUUUAAACUGGAAGGUGAUUAUAAUUUUGACAACUUUUUUGGAGAUUAUCACAUUUAGUUAUACGUAUGCAAGAAAGCUUAGUGUCUGGUCUUUCUCUGACAGCUAUAGCAGUUACUUCAUAAUUUGGUUACAGUUUCAACAUGUGAACCAUAAGGUUUCAUGCUGGUUUCCAGACUUUUGACUACAUACUGUGGAAUCUUAAAUUGUGUUUAAAAUGUUACUAUACACACACACACACUAUUCUAAGGGGGGAAAAUGUUAUAUUUUUCUGUUUCUACAAAAGAUGAAUACAGUGUACACUUUUUCUAUUGGAAAAGACUGAGUUCACCUCUCAAGGCAGUUUUUUGCCUCUUAAGAAACCAAAUAAAAUCUGGCCCAUAUGGAACACUGGACAUCCUAGCAUUAUUGUAAACACCAGGUUACACACAUUCCAAGAAAACUGUUCAGACUACAAUGCUUUUAUAUACUUCUGAGGUGCCUGAGUGAAAAGAUUUCAUUUGAGAAAAUGUGCUUUAUGUUGAGAACAAAGUAAUCAAAACUCGAGCUUAAACUUUUGUAGAUGGAACAUUUGCAAACUUGAUAACAAAUUGUCUGAAAAAUUGGACAGCUACCUGCCUUCAAGUGCUUCUCAGAGCAUUGUGAAUAUUAGAGGGUUUCUUUCAGAAUUAUUCAAAUGUAUGCAAAUGGCAUUGGUAGGGUACAACACUGUAUUAGAAGAAUUAAUAUAUUACCUUAGUUAUGUACCUGAGCUAAAUAACUAAACAUUUUAGGAGUGCAUAUAAAUCACCAUAAUUUAUAAAACAUUUUGGAAGUGAACUAAAUAUUUUUGAACAUGCUACUUUGACAGCCAGUGUUAUUUUUUUUUCAAACCAGCUCAAAGCACAACUACUGCUUUAAACUCACAAUCUUUUCAAAUUCCCAUAUUUAAAGACAUGCAAGCUGCAACCUCCCAGUCACAAUUACUGGUUGCCAAAUUUAUACCUGUUUCUUCAAUUGUACCUUUUUGAUAUUUAGAGUUUUUAAAUUUCUGUAGAUUUUUGUAGAUUGUAAUGAGUGCUCACUGCCAUUGUGAAACGGUAUAUAAUUGUAUAAUUUCUGUGUGUAAACUGAAUGCUUGGGCUUUCAAUACAGUAUUCAUAUAAAGCAAUAAAUAUUAAUGUUAUAAAACAUUCGAGUACAUUUUUAUCACAAUAUAAAAGGAUCCCGUUUUUUAGUUGAAGUUCAGAUUCCUGAAGUACAAAAAUGACCCCCAAAAACGCAUGCUUAACAGUAUCUUGUUACUAUGUGGUAUGCUUUAUAUAUAUGUUUGGGAAAAUACAGCUUUUGAAUAAUACCUGAAUAAUUUGGCUCAGUUUGUAUAUUUGUAAGGUAAUGUACUACUUACUGACUUUGUUGCCCAUCUAGUUCAAAGCUGACAGGAUGAGUUCAGGGGAGAGGCUUGCUUGGUUUUUUGUUUUGUUUUGUUUUUUUUUAAUAUAUUCUAGGGGUUAGUGUUCCCUGAACAGAAAUCAAACAUCCAUUUUUCUUUUUUGCUGAAGGAUAAGAUAUGUAUAAUAAAAAAUGAAAGGACUGCACCAACAUGUUGGAAUUAGGGAAGUUUUUUCAAAAAAUGACAGCUAGUGACAUCUUACUUUUUUGAAAAUAUUUUGCCAAUGAGAACAAAACUCAAUUUUUAAAAUUUAGAGAUUUCUGAAAUUUUCUUUAGAAUGUUUGUUUGUGAAAAUAUUGUCAAUAAACCUAUUCUUUAAACAUC
Messenger RNA from Pelodiscus sinensis (Chinese soft-shelled turtle), 3653 nucleotides. The record is from RefSeq and is a predicted model, not a curated record. NCBI's taxonomy places the organism in Eukaryota, Metazoa, Chordata, Testudines, Trionychidae.